AAAUAGAGUUCUUGGUCAGUGCUUUUGCCUCACAGAAGCUGGAGAAGAAGAAGAGUAGCUAACUAGCUAGAGAAAAAUCAAAUUGAUUGAGAGAGUAAUUUAAGUAGAGAUGAAGAGGGGAUUAAGUUUAGCAGCAGUUCUGGUAGUGUUGUUGUUUGUGGGGGAGUGCGCCGCACAAGGCGGAGGCAGGCUGAGCCCUAGCCAGUGCGACAACGAGAAGAGGCUGCUGGUGUCCAGAUGCAGGCCUAUUAUUUUAGGGAAUAAGCCAUCCGCCGCCUGCUGCGCGCGGAUUAGACUGACUCACUUCGAGUGUGUCUGUCCCGUCGUCACCCCUAAGCUCGCUGCUCUCAUCGGAGUACAACGUGUACUUAAUAUCCUUCGAGGUUGUGGAAGAACUGUUCCUCGACACUUCGUUUGUGGAGCUAUAACGACUCCGUGAGGAAAAGAAGGGACUCGGUAAAACGACGUCGUGUGGUUUGUUUAAUAAUUAAUUAAGUCGCCAAAAUGUGUUGAGCAACUUAGUUUACUGUUUUGUCUUACUAAUCUAAGUUGGGUUUCCCCUUUCUCUUUUUCUUGGGUGUUUUUCUUUUAUUAAUAUUGAGAAAGCAGACAUGGCGGCGCUGAACUAAAUAGAAUUUUUUUUCCUUCUCAGAAGAGCAGACAAAUUUGGAAUGAUAUGUAAUAAAUGCUUCCGAUAAAUAAAAUGUAAAAGUUCCUUCUAAUUUA
Messenger RNA from Carica papaya (papaya), 726 nucleotides. NCBI's taxonomy places the organism in Eukaryota, Viridiplantae, Streptophyta, Magnoliopsida, Brassicales, Caricaceae. The record is from RefSeq and is a predicted model, not a curated record.